AUGACAUGCAAGUGUUUGAAUUUUACCUAUCCCUACCCCUUUCUUUUUCGCAAAAGACCCUAUACUAACCGAAUUGGAUUGGCCUUUGUACAUUUGGUUAAAGAAAAGUUUGAUGUCUUCCAAUUCCAGAACAAUGGCUUUGAUCCAAAACUUGGAUACGGUUUCAUUCUCACUUUGGCCGAUGGAGGAGCGGUGCACAUCUGGGUUUGGGUUGAUGACUUCCUGAUCCAUGGAUCCUCCCAUGAGAAGACCACCCGAGCUUUGGCAUUCUUUCUCAACACGGCCGUCGACUGUGGUUUCCUUUUCCACCCAAAGAAAUUGGUUCCACCUCAACAAGUGGUCAAAUACUGUGGCCUCCUGUUCGACACUACCGACAUUCCAUGCCUAUGA
Messenger RNA from Cylindrotheca closterium, 390 nucleotides. The record is from the annotation of a GenBank genome assembly. NCBI's taxonomy places the organism in Eukaryota, Bacillariophyta, Bacillariophyceae, Bacillariales, Bacillariaceae.